AUGACACGGAAAAUCCUCUUCUGCCUAGAAGAUCUUACACUUCCCAACAACGGUGGAAAAUCUUCGUCGAUCUUAUGGAAGGAUCCGAAUUAUUGGGGCGUCCAUGACAGAGAAAGUGGCCCCUCCUUGAUGGUUUCAGGACGUGGUAUCCAGAACUGGUGGGAUUAUUUUGAAAUGGAGAGGCUGAAUGGAUGGAGCCAUUUUUUAAGCUCUCUUGAGUUCCUAGCUAAUGGAGUUGUCCCAAGAUGCAGGUGCCCAAGUUUUGGGAUGAUCACUGCAUUUCCUUCCGAUCACGUAUUCAGACACGCGAGAAGGGAUGGACCUCGUCACGGAGUCCGCUGUAUUUCUUUCCGCUCAUUCCAAAAUACACAAAUGCCACUCGUCAUCGACGAACCUGUUUGA
Molecule: messenger RNA, 402 nt
Organism: Oldenlandia corymbosa var. corymbosa
Lineage: Eukaryota; Viridiplantae; Streptophyta; Magnoliopsida; Gentianales; Rubiaceae
Source: the annotation of a GenBank genome assembly